This is a messenger RNA of Sphaerodactylus townsendi, 5377 nucleotides long. RefSeq names its product TNF receptor superfamily member 19 (gene TNFRSF19). Gene Ontology annotation, biological process: positive regulation of canonical NF-kappaB signal transduction; positive regulation of JNK cascade. The transcript has 10 exons. Gene Ontology annotation, cellular component: plasma membrane. Lineage: Eukaryota; Metazoa; Chordata; Lepidosauria; Squamata; Sphaerodactylidae. The record is from RefSeq and is a predicted model, not a curated record. Bases 538 to 1812 code for a protein of 424 amino acids. Gene Ontology annotation, molecular function: protein binding; signaling receptor activity.
GGCAUAAAGCGGAACCCGCUGGCACUGCGGAACGCUUCCAACACACAAUUCAUGACAAGCUCAGCUUGGGAACAAAAAAAAAGAAAGAAAGCUACAGAUCCAGCCAUUCAGCUCCUAGAAUCUGUCUCUUCCCCCCACCCCGCAUCUCAACCAAAAAAAAAAAGGCGAGUAGGUGGGCCCGCAGAGAUCCCUUUUUAUCACACACGUUUGCGAAGAAGAGGGAGGCAGAGCUGAGCAGGACUACCUGCUAAAACAAAACCCUUUCUCUGCAGCUUCCAAAGCACUGCCUUUGAUGUAUGGCAACAGACCACUGAUCAGAUUACAGGCAUUUGGACUCACUGCUCGUCUGCCUUUGAUCUGCGUGCUUAAUUUUAUUUUCCUGGAUCUGAAGUUUGCCUGGGCUUGUGCUGACAUACUUAAAAAAAAAAUAAGAAGAUGAAGGCAUUUAAUACAGAAGCUCUGGCAGAGUGAAAUUCACUCACAGAAAGGGUGGCUAUUGGAUAAACAUCAACAUACAAUCAGAUUUAGUUCUUUGUGAUGCGAAAACAUUCAGUAAUGGGCACAAACAUUUUACAGACGGAAUAUACCACAUUGAAGCUUCUGCUACUUCUAACAUAUUUCUUGAAUACUAUAAUUUGUGAAACAGGAGACUGCAGAGAGCAAGAGUUCAGAGAUCACGAUGGAAACUGUGUGCUGUGCAAACAGUGUGGACCUGGGAUGGAACUGUCAAAGGAAUGCGGUUUCGGAUAUGGGGAGGAUGCCCAAUGCAUGACAUGCCGGCCAAACAGAUUCAAGGAGGACUGGGGCUAUCAGAAGUGCAAAACGUGUUUGGAUUGUGCUCUAGUAAAUCGAUUCCAAAAGGCCAAUUGUUCUGCUACCAGCAAUGCUGUUUGCGGAGAUUGCUUACCAGGCUGCCUUAUAGUGAAUCAGAGCAUCAGUCCAUCAAGGUCCAUAUUGUCUAACUCAGACUGGCUGCAGCUCUCCAGGAUUUCAGACCUUAUUGGACCCAAUUUCCCACCUCUAAACUGUGUGUGUACUUGUCUGUAUUUAGGCACUACAAAAGUGAAUCUGAUAAAAAUCCCAUCAACUGCUUCCAGCCCGCGAGACACUGCCCUGGCCGCUGUGAUAUGCAGCGCACUGGCCACUGUACUCCUGGCCCUCCUCAUCCUGUGUGUGAUCUAUUGCAAAAGGCAGUUUAUGGAAAAGAAGCCAAAUUGGUCUGUGAGAUCACAGGACAUUCACUAUGAAGGCUCCGAACUAUCAUGUUUUGACAGACCACUUAACAUAUAUCCUCACAGAGCAUGUUGCCAGUGCCAACGGGACAUGUGUGGCCCAGUACACCUGAUCCCAUCCCUGUGCUGUGAUGAUACUUGCAGCCUGGAGCACAGUUGUCAGAGCUGUCCUUUCCACUCUCAGACCACACUUCACGAAAGGAAUACAAAUUGUGUUGGUGAAAUGAUUCCAGCAUUCCUUGGUUCCCUUUCACACUCUACCUGCGGAGAUCUUUCAGAUGCUUGGCCCCUUAUCCAAAAGCCAGGUUGCUGUGAUGGCAUCUCUUUCUGUGAAUCAUAUCCUGAACUAACAGGAGAAGAUGAAAAUUCUUUCAGCCUAGAGACUGAGGAAAACAUUAUGGAUUCAAACAAUGAUCGGGAUCUAAAUCUAUUCAUGUCUACGAAGUCUCAUUUUAGAAGCUUGGCAGAGUCAGUUGAACUUCCUUCCAAAACCUAUUGUAUAACUGCUUCAUUAAAUCAGACAUUAUCUUCUGAACCAUUAUCAGCAGCAGAACAGAAUGGAGCCGCUAACAAUUCCUGAAAUUGAUGGCCAGGAAUCUAAAUGACCUUUUCUGGUCUGUCCUCAAGCUGAAUGCUUCCCACCACUACAUGCCUUUCUUCUAAUGCCUGUGAAUGGAAUGUGGCCUGGAUAUCAAAGCCACAAAGCUUCAGAAGCAGCUGAGAUCCCUCGGCAUCAUUUAAGACACGGCAGCUGGUGCAAAAAGCUUCAAGGAGGAACUUGGUGAAACCAAAGGCAGAUUCAUGCUACCGUGUCUCUUUUCUCAACGGCACACGACGCACAAGAAAAGCUUGGCAGACGGACCUCACAGCUAAGCAGAUUAUGUAAAUAUAACAAGCUAUAGAAUAGCAUUUUUUUUAAAAAAAAUCUGCCCGUGGCUGCUUCCAUCAGCAGGUGUGUUGUGGGUUUGCCCAUGAUUCUGUUAGCAAAAGGGAGCAUUUAAUGGGAUUUCUCAGCAAGGCGGACUGUUAUGUCAAUAUAGCAUGUGCCAAAAAUCAAACAUGGUUUAUGGAGGGAUUUGCUGAAGUAAAUUGAAGCAUGUAUAUUUUGUUAAAGUACUGUUACAACCUUGGGAGCUAAUUGAUCCAGACAGUUACAGAACACUGUAUAGAAAUAUCUGUGUGGCAAAUCUUGCUAUGGAAAAAACGACAACCCUGCACUCACAGAUUCUUGCAUAACUAUUUAGUAUAGCAGCAUCUUUUCACUAAUAUUUACUCUUUGUUAAAUAUUUCCCAAUUAUACACUUUUUAAAAGUUUCAAACAAAGAUGUUAGACUUAAGUUAGAACUAUAGAAGGUCUUUCUGAGAGCAAAAACUGUUGGAACUUGACAUGGUAUUUGGAAAAAAAAAAAAGACAAAACUUACUAGAUACCAAAAAACUUUUCCCUAUCCAUGUAGUUUGGAUGCAGAGUUAUGUGGAAGUGUUUAGAUAUGCAGAGACCAUAGUAUUAAUAACACUGUUUUGAAGCCAUUACACAGCAUAUACAUCCCCUUCAACUAAACUCUGAUUUUGGUACUUGUUUUACCAGUGUGAAGAAGGUUGGCACAGAUUAUUGCAUAAAUCCAGGGAACACUGUGGACAGUUAAAUAGUGCUGUGGGUAUCCUUCCCUCCCCCAUCUUAUAUAACACUAACUCCCUUAAUUUACAUCCUAACCAUCAUGCUGGCAAUUUACUGCCCAUAUGGAACAAGUUUAAAUAUCUCCCCAGGCAAAUCAGAAGGUUCCAGUAUCUCCUUUUCAGCUUGUCUUUAGCAUGACUGUGACCCUUUGCAGAGAAAAUAAAACCCCUUUCAUACACCCAGUUAAAAUGUGGCACAAGGACUUACUCUGUGCCGCCAUUGCUGCUUGGGGGCAGGGGGGAGGCAGGGCGAGAAACUUUGUCACAACAUCAAUAUAACAACUACAUUAGAGAGUCAUUGUCGUGUGGACCCUGAUGACUAUUUACCAUAUAUAAAAAAGUCUGUUUUAUUAUGUACAACUAUGUGGAUUUUGACAAAGUACCAGUAAGAAUAGAACAUUCAUGGUGUGACUGCAAAUGCAGUCUGUUUUCCAGCUAAGGACUUGGAGUUAUGAGUGAUGGUAGAGAUGAAGACUCACAUAGGCACAAGCUCAUAACACCCCAUUUUGCUGAAAGGAUCAUUUAUCCUAUGCAUACAGAGCACUCAAAGUAUGCUCCACUUCCCUCUGACAGACCUACAUCGUCACUAAAAACAGCAGGAUUCUCCCCUAAGUUGUGAGAAGAAACAGAUUUCAGCAAAUUGGGAAAGUGCCUUGUUUACUUCUUUCCAAACUUGGGAGAAAUGCUAGAGAUCUUCUCACCUCUGCCCCUUCUGCUGCAGUGCCCAGCCACCUAUAUCCUCUCUUCCCCCAAAGUAUGGGAUGGAGUGGGGAAGACGAUGCCCUGUUAUCUCUGCAGAGUCUGGAAGAGCACCUCUCCCCAGAUGUUUUAAGGCAAGCAGAACCAAACCUUCUCUCUCAUUCUCUCUCUCUCUCUCUCUCACUUACUAUCCCUUUGCACACAUGUUGUCCUUGCUCACAGUGCAGCACAUGAUUUACUUCCAGUGUUCAUCUGAAUCAGUGUCCAGCUGAAUCAAACAGGUGCUGGACUGCUGUAAGCCUUGCCUUCAGGUCACAGCUACUGAGCCUUUCUUAGCUCAGACUGGGCUGAAGUACCCUUGAUUGAAGUUUCCAUUGAUCUUGUUCCCAUUACUUACCCCUUUUCCAGUCUUACUAAAAUCUUUGCCUGUUUAGUCUCCAUUCAUGAGUCUCCACCCUAGAUUCUCUCUUAGUUGGCUUGUCCUUCUGGUUUCUUUUGGGUUCCCAUAGCUACUGCAGCCAUUCCCAGAGUCCAUUGCCACAGGGUACGGGUGUCUGAAGCCAAGUAAUAAAGUUGGAAAGAGUUUUCAGAACUUUUUGGAACCCCUUUUGGCAAACCUCUCAGCGUGGAAUUUAAUAUCAUGCCCCAAAUCGACUGCCUUUGUCCCGAGGAAGUAUUGCAUACAAGGAUCUCAUCAAUUGCUGGCAAGUUAAACUAAUGGUACAAAGGUAACAGCCUGAUGAGCAAUCUGGUUAGCAGUAAAGUCAAAGGAUGCCAUCAACCAAAUAUGUUGUACUGCAGAAUAUCCAUUGAAAUGAAUGGGAGCAACAUCUACAAUAUUACUGAGGUAUAACAGUUAUUUAUUUCAGAAGGAUUUUUAUGGGAGAACUUCUCAACAGAUUCUAACCAAAGUACUUUACUUCGAGCUGACCUUAGUCCCAGUAAAAUCAACAUGAUAUUUAAUUAGCAACAGAUGAGUUGGCCUUCUAAAUGAGAAACCCAGAAACCCUUCUAGUUCAUUUUCUGCUUCCUUCAUCAGUUAAGCAGAUUUCUUAAUUCAGCAGUUACUGGGGUUGCUUGUAAUGUGUGAUGACUUUGGGUGCAUGAAAAUUAGAAAGGUUGUAAUCCAUUGCACAUUUAUGUGAAAGUAAGCACCAUUGAGGCCACUUUACUUCCAAGUAUCGAUGCAUAUGAUCCGACUGUUAUUUCAGGAAACAGUUGUAACAAAAUUCAUUUUGUUUUCAUACAUUAGACAAACAUAGCAAAUAAUUUGUACUGUAACAUGAAGAACUAGCUGUAAACUCUGUAAAUACAAAAACAAAUCCAAUGUGCAUUUCAGUGUCAUUGCAAAACUGGUAAUAAAAAAUGGGUAGAGAUUACUAUUUACCUACAAGAACUGCUCUGACAUAGACUAUAAUUACAGAUUUUGUUUUGGUUUUUUUCCCACCAAAAAUAUGCUUUUUGUUGGGAUUUGUAUGAUUGGGCUUCACCAUCUACCUACCAAGAUGUUUAAAAUGCAGCAGGACUUUAAAAUAUGUAUAUAAUGUAAAUACAGUUUUUAAAAUGUUUGAUUUAACCAAAUUGGCCUUGAUUAUGGUGCCUAUGGUAAACCGCGUUGAAUAAGCCAAUAGAAAACAUAAACCUUUGAAAGACUGUUUAGAUACAAGAGUUUUUCCAAUAUUGUUUUUCAUACCGGAAUUCCUGUAAAUUACAGUUGUCUGUAUAUUUUAUAUGUUUUUUUAUUUGUUAAUAAAUAGCCGUUGUAAUAUUA